This is a messenger RNA of Ruditapes philippinarum (Manila clam), 5889 nucleotides long. RefSeq names its product protein Wnt-4-like. The transcript is spliced from 4 exons. Gene Ontology annotation, molecular function: cytokine activity; frizzled binding. Gene Ontology annotation, cellular component: extracellular region. Gene Ontology annotation, biological process: cell fate commitment; neuron differentiation; canonical Wnt signaling pathway. Bases 1363 to 2445 code for a protein of 360 amino acids. The record is from RefSeq and is a predicted model, not a curated record. NCBI's taxonomy places the organism in Eukaryota, Metazoa, Mollusca, Bivalvia, Venerida, Veneridae.
AAUGAACAACCGGGGCACAUUACUGUUAAUAGCCAUAAUUAUGUUUAAUGAUUUGGUAUAAAUUUGUUAUGUAAAAUACUCGAAAAUGCUUUUUUGUAUAUCAAUAUUCUAUACAGUGAUUUAAACUGAUAUAAACACAUAAUAUAUAAAUUCAAAGCGAUGUGAAUCAUAACUUAAAGUAAUUCACAUUUCUGAUUUUUUUUUACAAAUUUGACUAUUUAAUAUUUUGAAUUAUACGAAAGAGAACGAUAAAUUCAUAUUGAUAACAGAAAAGAUUAAUUUAUAGUUUUAAUGAAAAUAACAUUAAACUGUGACACUGAGUGUAGAAAAAUAAUUAAGUAACAUAAAAUACGGACUACUUUCUGUCCAUUCAAGCGUCGAGUCAGUUAUUCAUGCGCGAUAAAUAAGGGCGGGAUUUAAAGGUGCGAAUGCUAUCGGGCAAUGAAAAAAAAAGAAGACUUUUCGAAAUGUUUCAAUGCGCGUAAGUUUAGUUAUCUAGUCUUUAGAUUUGAACAAGCGAAAACACCGCUUACUGAUGAAUACAUUUAUAACGAUAAGGCAGUGAACAUUUAUUUUCAUAAUUUUGAUGUUUAAAGAUAACUACUUUAGAAAAUGAAAUGUUAUUAAGUUUUGGCUCUAUUUACAAGGGAGAAAAUUAAUUGGAUUAGAUGAAGACAUGUACAUUUCACUCAACAGUGUUCGGAUAUUCUAGACUAUUGGAAUUACGUUGGGAAAGGCUCAAGUGUUCGUGUGUAAAUAUAAAUUGAGUGUUUUAUGAAUGAUAUAAGAAAAUAAUUAACUUUUCGUAAAAAUUGUGAUUAAAUUACAUAUCAAGGUAUCUAUGGGAUAAGUUAAGAGGAAAAAAGAGGGGAACAACACUUCAAAGGGACCGCAUUUGUAAUUUAUUGGAAUAUACUAAUAUUGCGGUGAAGAUGAUUUUACUUUAAUGACAGUCUUAAUUUCAAGAAAAAAUAUCUCAGCAUCAUUAUAAUAAUAAUUGUUGAUCUAUUCCGAGAUUUACAUGCACGUGAAAAUCGUGCAAAAAACCCAUUCACAAGAUGAUGGUAUAACAAAAAAUUGGAUAUAAAUCCCUGCAAUGUGUUAUUCUACUUAAAAAUCAAAAUUAGUACGACACUUAAAGUUGCUCAUUGGCUUAACGCUGAAAUAAAAUGGCCUGAGUCACGAUAAAAAGGGGGUUACAGUUAAAUACUAAAAAUCGGCGUGGUGUUGAUGAAAAUGAUCACAGUGAUGAGUCUAUCUCCCGUGGAUUUAGGAUUAAUAUAAAUGUGAAAAUGUGAUAAAUAAAAAGAGUGAUAUUUUUUUUCUCUGUAGAGUGUUUUACAGUUUGAUACUUGUGUCAUAAUGCAUGUACUAAAGAUAGUGCCGGGCAACUUGACAAAGUUUUGUCUGGGCAUACUCAUUGUGUUUUGGUGUACAUUUGGGGCUACAGGGAUAAGAUGGCUAGCACUUGCUAAAAUGAGUAGUAUAGCGGCUAUCGAAGUUCCUGGAAUGUGCGAAAGUUUAAUUGGACUAGCUAAACGUCAACAGAAAAUCUGUCGGCGGAAUAUAGAAGUGAUGGAUAGUGUACGAUACGGGGCUCACAUGGCAAUAGAGGAGUGCCAAUUCCAGUUCAGAAACCGACGGUGGAACUGCAGUACUGUAGAUCCUGUGAAAUUAUUUGGAAAUUUUCUUAAAUUAGGUACACGUGAAGUGGCUUUUGUACAUGCUAUAUCAGCUGCGGGCGUGGCCCAUGCAGUGACACGUGCUUGUAGUAAAGGUGAUCUCGAACAUUGUGGGUGUGACAGAACUGUCAGUGGGCGGAGUUCUGAGGGUUUUGAGUGGUCAGGGUGUUCUGACAAUAUAGCUUUUGGAACUGCUUUUUCUCAAAAAUUCGUCGAUGCCAGAGAGCGGCGACGGAAAAGUAAAAAUAUAAAGCGUGUAUUAAUGAAUUUACAUAAUAACGAAGCGGGUAGAAAGGCAGUAGAAGACAGCAUGCAGGUCGUCUGCAAAUGUCAUGGCGUUUCCGGUUCAUGUGAACUUAAAACAUGCUGGCGUUCCAUGUCAACAUUUCGUCAGAUCGGCGCCAUUUUGAAAGAAAGUUUUGAUGGCGCAACAGAAGUGAAACUUGAGCAUAAAAAGAAUCGAGCAGUUUUAGUUCCAGUGAAUGACCAGUUUAAACCGCCUACGCGGUCAGAUAUUGUGUAUUUAGUGGCAUCGCCAGACUUCUGCGAACCUGAUCCAAAAACUGGGUCACUUGGAACAGGCGGAAGGGUAUGCAAUAAGACUUCUAAAGCUAUAGAUGGGUGUGACUUAUUGUGCUGUGGGCGUGGCUAUGAAACAAGAACGAUAACAAUUGUGGAACGGUGUCAGUGUAAAUUUUACUGGUGUUGUUAUGUAAGUUGCGAAAAAUGUACAAGAACUGUAGACGAGCAUGUCUGCAAGUGAAACAUUAGUACUUGAUAAAACGUUAAUUAUGUGUUCCAAAAAAAAGGCCCGUAAAUACAUUCUUAGUAAUUAAUGUUUAAAAAUUUUCCUUAUGGAUCUUGUUCAUCAUGUUUUAAAGGAUUACUUGUAUUAUACAUGCAUUCAAAAAGUGAAAGGAUGAACAGCAGUUUAAUCCGUGAACUGACAAAACCUGCAAACAGACAGACAGACUGACAUAAUAAAACAUUUCAUCAUGGAAAAGUCAACUAUGGAAGCAGUGAAUUACCUUUAGGUCUAAAAAGGUAAAACUUGUUACUUGUUAUGAAAUUUCAUGUAUCUGAAUUAAAAUAUACAUGUAUAUUAAGAUGUAGUUAAAUCAAUAUAACAUGUAUCUGAAAAAGGAAACUUUGUGUGUUUAUGAAUAUAUUAUAAAACGUUAGCAAUAUAUCAUGUGAUUUGGAACGCAACAUGCGCAAAGUUCCCUGUCGUUUGCUUUUGAAAAAAAGGAUUUUUAUUUGCAGAAGGAAUAUUUUAAGUGAAAAGUUACAUUAGGAAAAAUGGUAUUAUUAUAUCAUAUUGGGAAAGACGUUGGAUUGUAAUUUGCAAUUAUGGAAAUUUAAGCACAAUUGGAUGUGAUUUAAUAUUUUGGAUGAAUUUAUGGUGUCGUCAUCUGUAAGGGUGUAUUGUAGAGCUAUAUAGUGACAUUGUAUUUAUCCGUCAUUAAGAGAGCAAACUUUAUUUACAUAAAAUUGUAUGGACGUUAUGAUAAUUGAGAUGGCAUUAUGCUCUACUUUUUUCAAAUUUUGUAAAUGACUAUACUUAAUCAUUAUAACAAAUUUGUUUACUUUGUUACUUCGUUGUAACCUCGUUUGGCAUUAUUUUAGAAUAGUCAUUUGAGAACUAGAUUUUAUGCACAUUUUAAGCAUUUGCCAAAUUUUCUUGCCAAUCGAAUCUGUAUAGAAAUAUUUGCAGUUCUUAACCAAAAAGUCGAAUACAAUUAUCGUGGAACCAAAUUUAAAUGAAAUUAAAAUUGGAAAUAUCAAUUAGAUCUAUGAUUUAAUUUUAAAUUUACAUGAAGCAUUCUAAUCUAAAAUAACAUUUUUAUCUGGCAUCCCAAUUUUCCCAAAGUAUAUCUCUAAGCCAUUUCGUCAUUUUGAAAAAUGAUUUUGACGCGCCAUAUGACGUAACAUAUGACGUCACUUAACGUUAUUCCUCUGAAUGCAGUAAUUAUAUUUUCAUUGAGCAUGCGCCAUAUACGAAGGACCGUUAUGUUGGAAAUGAUAAAAUGUGACUUAAAAUUUCCUUUAUUUCACCGUUUAUGUACAACGGACAAAAAUACCCUUUUACAGCAAUCAUCAUGACAAAAUGGUGGAGCGCGACUCUGACUGGACGAAAAGUAUAUUGAAGAUAAUACCGUCAUUUUUAUAUGAUUAACAAAACAUUAUUUAUAUUGUAUAUGUUCUUUUUUUUAGACAUCAAUAUUUGUAAUAAGCUGUUUACAUUUGAAAACGACGCCAGUAAAGCUUCAGUCACACUACACCGCAUAGCGUUAACGGACGCCAAACGCAAAGAAAAAUGCGGCUGAAAGUUAUCCGGUGAUGAAAAGCAUUUCCCGCUGCUGCUCGGUGCUCUCAUGAUCGCUGUACGGGGCGCAUAAAACGUACAAAACGCACAAUGACCGAACGAUCAACGCACAUAUACCGGAUGAACGACGUACAGUUAACGGACUUCACCGUACUAGUAACGGAUUUGUACCGCACAAAACGUACACGCAGCGCAUGAAGAACUGACAAAACGUUCUUUGAACGUUCGACGAGCGUAUUUCUACCGGUCACGUGACGGACAAAACUGGUAUAAAUAGUCCGAUUUUUUUUUUCGUUUCGUCAUAAUAGUUUCCACGCUCUCAAAGAUCACAAACGUGCUCCAAAAUGCCAAAAGCCAAGGCUACCAAUGCUGGGAAGGGUAACAGGGGACGGAGGAAUACCAAGUUCCCCGUCCUCAGUUGCAGCUUUAAGGUCGGACUCGUUCACAACUGAGCAUCAGAUGCAGCACCGCGGCCUCCGAUAACGGCCAAAAUGAACUUGUAGUCGUAGUCAACGAGGGCCAGCAGGACAAUGGAGUAGUACUUCUUCUAGUUGAAAUAUGUGGACCCGGAACUAGGUGGACAAUUACAGGCAAUAUGCUUGCCAUCCAACGCACCCAAAGUGUGAGGAAAGUUCCAUUUUUUUUCAAGAAGCCAUCUGAAAUGCGUUUCCAGUCAGCAGCUGUUGUUGACAAAGGCAUGACCUCGUCCACAUACUCGUCUAUCAUUGCUCUGCACACCUGAAAAUGUAAAUAAAAAUGCGAUUUUAAAAGUAGAAAUAAUCAUGUAAGCAAAUUAUUGAUAUUUUAAAAGACCAGAAAUUAUAUACAUGUAAUUGUUCGAGUUAUCAUUGAGAAUCAUGGGAAAAUAAAAAUAUUUACUUCUCGCAAGAUGACAGAGAUGGUGUUGUGAGGUAUCCUCCAGGCAAACCGCAUUUUAGAAUACUUUGACCCUGACGCAAGCUGUCUGAGUGUAACGGCUAACUUCAUUCCUGGGUCAAGAGGGGUUCUGUAUGAGGUAUAUUGUUUUGUUAUUCUGGGACCCACUCGUUCCAGAAUCUCAUCAAACAUCUCAGGAGGCAUCCUCGUGAAGUUCGUAAAUGACCGCCGGUCUUCUCUCCGCAGCUUCAUCAUGAGUUGAUCGUAGAGACCAAACAUUCGACGUCUCUCAGGACCCAGCCAAGCCUUUGACCACCACCUCCGCAGUCGCCUCCUUUUUCUUCUAUUUUCAUAAGCGACAAUAUCUACAUUCACAUCCAACAGGUCAAUACUUGCCUGGAUCACGGCCGCUUGAUACUGCAGGUGGGCUCUAACGCGACACUCCAUGAUAUGUGGAUCAUUAACUCAAACUAUCAAAGUUUCAGAAGGUCCUUACACUUGAAAUGCAGGAAAAUAUAUGACAGUUAUAACCAGGGAAAUCUCGUUUUAUUCAUCAUCAGUUUUGUGCGGUGGACCAUCGAUUCAUGUCUGUUAUUUAUCAGUUCUUAUACGUCCCUUGUUCGUUAUCGUCCGUUUAACAUACGUUACAUCCGCUGCAUGUCCGUUAGUAGUCCGGCCGUGAAUCAGGUCCACCGGAUAAGAACGGACUCGAACCGGACAAGUACAGAAUAAGGAACGUACGAGUAACGAACAAAACGCAUACCAGCGCAUGGUUACCGUACAUCUGACGGACAACUUUAUCCGGUGGUGUACGUUCCAAAUUUUGAACAUGUUCAAAACUUUCCACCGAACGGAACGAACACCGCCGGACACCGCCGGACAAGAAACGCAAACGCCGCAUGAUCAACGGAAAAGAAACGCAUGCGAACGGACAUGGACGGAUUGAAAAUUUUGUUAUGCGUUGGACGUCCGUUACUGCUAUACGGUGUAGUGUGACUGAAGCAU